AUGGUCCUAGCCCUGGGACUUUUGCUGCUGCUCUCAGGGACUGGAGGGAACUUGGGGGUUCUUUUAGAGGGACGCCCAGGAGAUCGAGUGAAUAUCUCUUGCACGGGGGUCUCCCACGCGACCCGCUGGGCUUGGGCUCCUAGCUUCCCUGCCUGUGUGGGCUUGCUUCGGGGCCGCCGCCCUGUCUUCUGGGCCUCCGCCCCAGGAAAUCCCACUCCAGCCUCCGCCUCUCCCUUUGCUGGCCGCCUGCGUGCCGUGGACCCCAAUGGCAUCCAGCAGCUGGAGCUGCUUCUGGCUCGAGGAGACUCCGGGACCUUCUUCUGUACCGGAAUUGGAGGCCGCCAGGGGUAUGAGAGCCGUACCUUGCUCAAAGUGCUAGGGGAUUCGGCUGCUUGCCGAACCCCCAGCCCCAUCUCGGGAUCCUCCUAUCCUGUGUUCCUGUACUCUUUGCUGGGCAUCGGCUUGGCUUUAGGGCUGGCGGGGCUGGGCAUGGCUUGGAGACUUCGUCAAGUCCCUAAUUUCCCUUCCCUAUCCCUUUCUAGGUUUCCCCUUUCCAGGCCUGUCAGAACCGUCCCAGGAUUCGGUGAGAAUAGCUCCUCUCCCCACCUCCAUUCUAUGACUGGGCAUAUCCCCUCUCCCCAUCCCUCAGCUCUGCCCCCAUCCCCUCCCGCAAAAGCUCCACCCGUGAAGACCGAGAUUCAGAAUCGAUCGAAAGAGGAGUCCCGGGAAAGAGGGGACUCCGAUGUAGAAAGGAGCCUUCUCUACGCUGAUCUGGACCACAUUCCCCUCAGAAACCCUAGAUGGUUGCGCACCACCGUCCCCACGGAUGCUGCCACCAUCUAUGCGGUAGUAGUUUGA
Molecule: messenger RNA, 858 nt
Organism: Trichosurus vulpecula (common brushtail)
Lineage: Eukaryota; Metazoa; Chordata; Mammalia; Diprotodontia; Phalangeridae
Gene: MPIG6B
Product: megakaryocyte and platelet inhibitory receptor G6b
Exons: 5
Coding region: 1-858 (285 amino acids)
Biological process (GO): integrin-mediated signaling pathway; megakaryocyte development; blood coagulation
Cellular component (GO): plasma membrane
Source: RefSeq, a predicted model, not a curated record